UUUACGGCCGUGGGGACGGAGCGAGCCGGCGCCAGGGCCACUCCGGCCGGGGAGCAGGGCAGGCGGACGAGGUUGAUGCCCGGUGGCGGGGUGAGCGCGGCGUCUGGCCGGCUACUCACCGCCGCGGAGCAAAGGGGUGCCCGGGAAGCGGCGGGGUCGGCGUCCAGGAGCGGCCCGGGAGGCUCCGGCUCCGGCGGCGGGGGCAGAGGCGGAGCAGGCGGCCCCGGGCCGGGCAGUGGAGGCCCAGGGGGCCCCGCGGGCAGGAUGAGCCUGACCCCGAAGGAGCUCUCGAGCCUGCUGAGCAUCAUUUCGGAGGAGGCGGGCGGCGGCAGCACCUUCGAGGGCCUGUCCACCGCCUUCCACCACUACUUCAGCAAGGCCGACCACUUCCGCCUGGGCUCGGUGCUCGUCAUGCUGCUGCAGCAGCCGGACCUGCUGCCCAGCGCGGCGCAACGCCUCACCGCGCUCUACCUGCUCUGGGAGAUGUACCGCACGGAGCCGCUCGCCGCCAACCCCUUUGCCGCCAGCUUCGCGCACCUGCUCAACCCGGCGCCGCCAGCCCGCGGCGGCCAGGAGCCCGACAGGCCGCCGCUCUCAGGAUUUUUGCCUCCUAUAACUCCACCAGAAAAGUUUUUUCUUUCCCAGCUGAUGCUGGCACCCCCAAGAGAACUCUUCAAAAAGACACCCCGACAGAUUGCAUUGAUGGACGUUGGAAACAUGGGCCAAUCUGUGGACAUUAGUGGGCUUCAGCUAGCCUUGGCUGAACGCCAGUCUGAAUUGCCAACCCAAAGUAAGGCUAGCUUCCCUAGUAUUCUCAGUGACCCAGACCCAGACUCUUCUAAUUCUGGAUUUGACAGCUCGGUUGCCUCUCAAAUCACAGAAGCUUUAGUCAGUGGACCAAAGCCACCUAUUGAAAGCCAUUUCCGCCCAGAGUUUAUUCGUCCACCACCUCCACUCCAUAUUUGUGAAGAUGAGCUGGCUUGGCUGAAUCCAACAGAGCCUGACCAUGCGAUUCAGUGGGACAAAUCAAUGUGUGUCAAGAACAGCACUGGUGUGGAGAUCAAGCGAAUAAUGGCCAAAGCCUUCAAAAGCCCCUUAUCUUCUCCUCAACAAACACAGCUCUUGGGUGAGUUGGAAAAAGACCCCAAACUCGUUUAUCAUAUUGGCCUCACUCCAGCCAAACUUCCUGACCUGGUGGAAAACAACCCUCUAGUUGCUAUAGAAAUGCUGCUGAAGUUAAUGCAGUCAAGCCAGAUCACAGAGUAUUUUUCGGUCCUGGUCAACAUGGACAUGUCUUUGCAUUCAAUGGAAGUUGUAAAUCGACUAACUACAGCUGUUGAUCUACCUCCUGAAUUUAUUCACCUUUAUAUAUCAAAUUGCAUCUCUACUUGUGAACAAAUUAAGGAUAAAUACAUGCAGAAUCGUUUGGUGCGUCUUGUGUGUGUCUUUCUCCAGUCCUUGAUCCGUAACAAAAUUAUUAAUGUGCAGGACUUGUUUAUAGAAGUGCAGGCAUUCUGUAUUGAAUUCAGUAGGAUACGAGAAGCUGCUGGCCUUUUCCGGUUGUUGAAGACAUUGGAUACUGGAGAAACACCUUCUGAGACCAAAAUGUCAAAAUAA
Messenger RNA from Neomonachus schauinslandi (Hawaiian monk seal), 1617 nucleotides. RefSeq names its product CCR4-NOT transcription complex subunit 11 (gene CNOT11). The record is from RefSeq and is a predicted model, not a curated record. Lineage: Eukaryota; Metazoa; Chordata; Mammalia; Carnivora; Phocidae. Gene Ontology annotation, cellular component: CCR4-NOT complex. Gene Ontology annotation, biological process: mRNA catabolic process; negative regulation of translation. The coding region runs from base 76 to 1617 and encodes 513 amino acids. The transcript is spliced from 7 exons.